AUGAUUUCUGUCGGUAUGCACCUCACAAUGAACGGCUGCUUCGACUCAUAUGUGUUCCUUGUCUGUCGCUCCCCACUCUUCCACAGCUCUUCACUCAUUCCCGAUCGUCCAACACCACAAUUUGUAUUCGAUGGUGCAUUACCAAAUUCUCUUACACCACAGUUGCCCAGGUCGGACCGAAGAGGAAGCGACUCUCGUAAGUCAACUCUCUUGCUUCAACAAAAUGUAUUUUUCCUUUACCUCAAGCUCGCCAUCAUCAGUACUUUGGAACAGUGA
This is a messenger RNA of Strongylus vulgaris, 276 nucleotides long. The record is from the annotation of a GenBank genome assembly. NCBI's taxonomy places the organism in Eukaryota, Metazoa, Nematoda, Chromadorea, Rhabditida, Strongylidae.